Talaromyces marneffei is the source of this 441-nucleotide messenger RNA. RefSeq lists its product as uncharacterized. Lineage: Eukaryota; Fungi; Ascomycota; Eurotiomycetes; Eurotiales; Trichocomaceae. The transcript has 2 exons. The record is from RefSeq and is a predicted model, not a curated record. The coding region runs from base 1 to 441 and encodes 146 amino acids.
AUGAGUGCCAUUAUCACCUACUCAAACGGCCAUCCAGUUAUUCUAGGAUCCAGAUCGAUUCUGCCCCGGCAGAACAUCACAACACCCCUCGGCAUCAACGCCAAUGAUCUCGACCUCGGCGACAUAUCCCCCAUUGAGGAUGGAUGGUUAGAACUCGACAGCGACGACGGAGAUGGGAAUCACUUGGGUUCCAGUUCCGUAUCAGAUGCGAAUGGGUAUUUGGGUUCGGUUGGAUCGGGGCAAGCAAGUCAGAAUGCGAACUCGCUGGAAGGCAGUAGUGCUGCAUGCAGUUUGACCGGAUGUGCAACUUCCGCGGCAGCGAGCAAUGGCAACAGGACAAGUACUAGUUCGACCAGUACCGGGGGACUGAUCAAUGGACCAGUGAUCAAUGGCCCUAUUAUUAGCAAUAAGAAACAUUCACGGGGAUUCUCAAUCGGUUAG